AUCCAAACAAUCAACAUUACCAAGUUAUUCAGUAUGUUCGUCAAGAUCUUCGCAGUUUCAGUGUUGGUAGCAGUUGCCCAAGCCGGAAUUCUGCACGGGGGAGCCACCAGCUAUGCUCAAAUAUCAUCUACUCCAGAGCAUGGUCAUGCAUAUAACGAUGGCCAUGCAGUAGAUUAUUAUAGCCACCCCAAAUACGAAUUCAACUACGGAGUGCAGGAUCCCCACACUGGCGACCACAAAUUCCAGCAGGAAACCCGCGAUGGAGACGUUGUGAAAGGUUCUUACUCCCUUGUGGAACCCGAUGGUACCACCAGAAUUGUCCACUACACAGCCGAUGACCACAAUGGUUUCAACGCUGUUGUGGAGAAACAAGGACACCCCUUAAUGUUCGCCAAGGUUCUUGCUGUAUCUGCCCUUGUGGCUUUUGUUCAGGCUGGUCUCUUACCUGCUGGUCACGUAGAUGAACAUGCCGUGGACUAUUAUGCUCACCCAAAAUACGAAUUCAACUACGGUGUCAAAGAUGGACACACCGGUGACCAAAAAUCUCAACACGAAGUACGUGACGGUGAUGUAGUCAAAGGAUCUUACUCCCUUGUUGAACCUGACGGUACCUUGAGAACUGUCCACUACACCGCUGAUGACCACAACGGUUUCAACGCUGUCGUAGAGAAAUCUGGACACGCUGUACACCCAGCUCAAGUUGCUCAUGCCGUACCAGUUGUGCAUGCCGCCCCUGUUGUACACGCCGCCCCUGUUGCCCAUGCCCCUGCUGUACACCCAGCUCAAGUUGCUCAUGCCGUACCAGUUGUGCAUGCCGCCCCUGUUGUACACGCCGCCCCUGCUGCCCACCCAGCUCAAGUUGCUCAUGCCGUACCAGUUGUACAUGCUGCUCCUGUUGUGCACUCUGCUCCAGUAUACCAUGCUGCUCCAGUUUACCAAGCUGCUCCAGUUUACCAUCAGGCUGCCCCUGCUUACUACCAUCACUGA
Molecule: messenger RNA, 987 nt
Organism: Coccinella septempunctata (seven-spotted ladybird)
Lineage: Eukaryota; Metazoa; Arthropoda; Insecta; Coleoptera; Coccinellidae
Product: cuticle protein-like
Exons: 8
Coding region: 34-987 (317 amino acids)
Cellular component (GO): extracellular matrix
Source: RefSeq, a predicted model, not a curated record